This is a messenger RNA of Menidia menidia (Atlantic silverside), 3096 nucleotides long. Lineage: Eukaryota; Metazoa; Chordata; Actinopteri; Atheriniformes; Atherinopsidae. The record is from the annotation of a GenBank genome assembly.
AUGCCCUCCUCCGUAAGGGCGGGGAGCCUGAAGGAUCCCGAGGUGGCUGAGCUUUUCUUCAAGGAAGAUCCAGAGAAGCUCUUCUCUGACCUCCGAGAGAUUGGCCAUGGCAGCUUUGGCGCAGUGUACUUUGCUCGGGAUAUCCGCACAAAUGAGGUGGUGGCAAUCAAAAAGAUGUCCUACAGUGGCAAGCAGUCCAACGAGAAAUGGCAGGACAUUAUUAAGGAGGUGAAGUUUCUCCAGAGGAUCCGUCACCCCAACAGUAUAGAAUAUAAAGGCUGUUACCUCCGCGAGCACACAGCAUGGCUGGUGAUGGAGUACUGCCUGGGCUCUGCCUCUGAUUUGCUGGAAGCCGAUGCCGAUUUCUUCUCUCACGCAGUGCACAAAAAACCCCUGCAAGAAGUGGAGAUUGCUGCCAUCACACAUGGUGCUCUGCAAGGACUGGCCUACCUUCAUUCCCACAACAUGAUCCACAGGGAUGUGAAGGCAGGAAACAUCCUGCUGACCGAGCCUGGCCUAGUCAAGCUGGCAGACUUUGGCUCCGCCUCUAUUGCCUCACCCGCCAACUCCUUUGUGGGAACUCCAUAUUGGAUGGCUCCAGAGGUGAUUCUAGCUAUGGAUGAAGGCCAGUAUGAUGGGAAGGUGGACAUCUGGUCUUUAGGGAUCACCUGUAUAGAAUUGGCUGAGAGGAAGCCUCCUUUGUUUAACAUGAAUGCAAUGAGUGCCUUAUACCAUAUAGCGCAGAAUGAGAGCCCAACACUGCAGUCCAGUGAAUGGACCGAUUACUUUAGGAACUUCAUUGAUUCUUGCCUUCAGAAAAUCCCCCAGGACAGGCCGCACUCUGACGACAUGUUGGGUCAUGCUUUCCUGCAACGCGAACGUCCAGAUUCCGUUCUGAUGGAUCUCAUUCAGAGAACCAAGGACGCCGUGCGCGAGCUGGACAACCUGCAGUACCGUAAAAUGAAGAAGAUCCUCCUCCAGGAGGCUCACAACGGGCCCACCACAGAAGCACAGGAUGGAGAUGAGGACCUGGAGCCGGGCGGCGGCCGGACAGGGACGGUGAACAGCGUGGGCAGCAAUCAGUCCAUCCCCAGCAUGUCCAUCAGCGCCAGCUCCCAGAGCAGCUCCGUCAACAGUCUGAACGAGGCGGCCCAGGACAGCCGCAGCGAGCUGGACCUGAUGGAGGGAGACCACACGGUCAUGUCCAACAGCUCUGUCAUACACCUCAAACCGGAGGAAGAGGAGACUCUCUCUGCAGAGCAGGCGGCCAGCAGUCAGCCCACUGAGCCCCCGGCAGCUCCAGCUCAGGCCCCGAGGAAGCACUACCGCAACAGAGAGCACUUUGCCACCAUACGCACAGCAUCACUUGUGACCCGUGAGAUGCAAGAGCAUGAGCAGGAUUCAGAGCUGAGGGAGCAGAUGUCGGGGUACAAACGCAUGAGGCGGCAACACCAGAAGCACCUGAUGGGCCUGGAGAACAAGCUGAAAGGGGAAAUGGAUGAGCACAGGCUGAGGCUGGACAAGGAGCUGGAGAGCCAGAGGAACAACUUCACACAGGAGAUGGAGAAGCUGCUCAAGAAACACCAGGCGGCCCUGGAGAAAGACCUGAAGACGUUUGCCAAUGAUGAGAAGAAGUUCCAGCAGCACAUCCAGGCCCAACAGAAGAAGGAGCUCAGCAGCUUCUUGGAGUCACAGAAGCGAGAGUAUAAACUUCGGAAGGAACAACUCAAAGAGGAACUGAGUGAGAAUCAGUCGACUCCCAAAAAAGAGAAGCAGGAGUGGCUGUCCAAGCAGAAAGAAAACAUCCAGCACUUCCAGCUGCGCUGCGUCCAAACUCAGGCGGAGGAGGAGGCCAACCUGCUGAGGAGACAGAGGCAGUACCUGGAGCUGGAGUGUCGGCGCUUCAAACGCAGGAUCCUCAUUGCCCGACACAACGUGGAGCAGGACCUGGCUCGAGAGGAGCUGAACAAGCGACAGACUCAGAAGGACCUCGAACAUGCAAUGCUGCUCAGGCAUCACGAGUCAAUGCAGGAGCUGGAGUUCAGGCACCUGGGGACCAUCCAGAAGGCCCGCGCCGAGCUGAUCCGAACCCAGCACCAGACAGAACUCACCAACCAGCUGGAAUACAAUAAGAGGAGGGAGCGGGAGCUGAGGCGUAAGCACGUCAUGGAGGUCCGACAGCAGCCCAAGAGCCUCAAGUCUAAGGAGCUUCAGAUUAAGAAGCAGUUUCAGGAGACGUGCAAAACCCAGACCAGGCAGUACAAGGCCCUCAGAAACCAACUGCUCGAGACUACACCCAAGUCUGACCACAAGGCCGUGCUCAAAAGGCUGAAGGAAGAACAGACCAGGAAGCUGGCGAUCCUGGCAGAGCAGUAUGAUCACUCCAUCAAUGACAUGCUCUCCACACAGGCUCUGCGGUUGGAUGAGGCUCAGGAGGGCGAGUAUCAGGUGCUACGGAUGCAGCUGCAGCAGGAGCUGGAGCUGCUCAAUGCCUACCAGAGCAAGAUCAAGAUGCAGACAGAAGCUCAGCACGACAAGGAGAGGAGGGAGCUGGAGCAGAGGGUGUCUCUGCGGAGGGCUCUGCUGGAGCAGAAAAUCGAGGAGGAAAUGCUUUCCCUGCAAAACGAGCGCUUGGAGCGAAUCCGCUCGCUGCUGGAGCGCCAGGCCCGAGAGAUCGAGGCCUUCGACUCCGAGUCCCUGCGGCUGGGCUUCAGCAACAUGGUGCUCACCAACCUUACCCCCGACUCCCAGGGAGGCUGGGGCGGAGGAGGUGGAGGGGGCCAGGGGGGUCAGGGGGGAGGCCACUGGCCCGGAGGAGGUGGAGGAGGUGGCCACCACAGCCACCACCACCAGGGGGGCUCCAGCUCACAGCAGCCCUGGGGACACCCCAUGCUAGCUGGGGGCCCACCGCCCUGGAGCCUCCACCACCCCGGAGGAGGGAGUCAGAGGAGCAGCCAGGGAGGGGCCGGAGGGGUGAGGAACAGCCCGCAGGCUAUGAGGAGGACGUCAUCAGGGGGGAGGAGUGAACAGGGCAUGAGCAGGAGCGCCAGCAUCACCUCUCAGAUCUCCAACGGAUCCCACCUGUCGUACACCUAG